GGGGGCGGGACCGCGGGGCCUUCCUGGUGACGCUGCAGCGGGCCUCUCCUUCCUCCCCGGCCUGCAGGGGACCCAGGGGGUGGCGGCGAGUGGGGUGGCCUGGCCCUCCGCAGCUCGCUCGCGCGCGCGUACCCAGACCUGGCCCCCAUCGCCCUCCCUGAGGCUUCUUCGUUUGACCCCUGCUCCCAGCACUUCCCACUCACGGACCCGAAUCCCUGACCCCGAGAAGGCCUCUGGCUGAGCGAGCCUUACCAUGGAGGACACUGGCGAGGACCCCACCAUAUUCACUGCCCACUCUCUGCCCCGCGACCCCCGGUUCUUUGCCACCAUGACGAAUGCAUAUCUGGGCACACGCGUGUAUUCUGACACGCUGCAUGUGAGCGGCGUGUACAAUGGAGCUGGGGCCCAGACACACCGGGCGGUGCUGCCCAGCCCCCUGGAUGUCCGGCUGGAGGCCCCUGCAGGCACAGGAGAACAGCUGACCACGACGUUUGCCCUGGACACCAACACCGGCUCCUUUCUGCACACCCUGGAGAGCCCCAGCUUCCGGGCCCGCCAGUGCAUCUAUGCCCACCGCACGCUGCCCCACGUCCUGGCUUGCAGUGUGUCCAUCACCCGCAUGGCCUCAGGGAGCUGGCCUAUCACAGUGCUACUGCAGUCGGCCUUCUCUCCAGAGAGCCCAGAUCUGGACCUGCAUCUGGGUCCUGACUUCCAGGGAGCCCGGUACUUGUAUGGCCACACGCUCACCCCUGAGCAGCCCAGCGGACGGCAGCAGGAAGUUCACAUGCUGUGGACACCAGUGCCCCCAGCCCUGACCCUUGAGGAAGGCAAGGAGGACGAGACCUGGGACUUCCUGACCGUGGUGGGUGGCAGCCAGGCUGAGGCCCAGGCCUGCCUUGCCAAGGCCCUGGAGCUGCAGGCCAGGAAUACCCUGUAUGCGUGCCACGAACAGGCCUGGGCCCAGCUCUGGGCGGGCUGUGGCCUGGAUGUUGCAGGGCCCGUGCCCCUGCGCCAGGCCCUGCGUGGCUCCCUCUACUAUCUGCUCAGUGCCCUGCCGCAGCCCGGGACCCCAGGAUACGUCUGCCACGGCCUCAGUCCCGGAGGCCUCUCCAAUGGGAGUCAUGAGGAAUGCUACUGGGGCCACGUCUUCUGGGACCAGGACCUCUGGAUGUUCCCGAAUAUCCUGAUGUUCCACCCAGAGGCCGCCAGGGCCAUCCUGGAGUACCGCAUCCGGACACUGGGCGGGGCCAGGGAGAAUGCCCGGACUCUGGGCUACCAGGGAGCCAAGUUUGCUUGGGAGAGCGCAGGCUCCGGCCUGGAGGUCUGCCCUGAGGACAUCUUCGGGGCCCAGGAGCUCCAUGUCACCGGGGCAGUGGUGCUGGCCUUCGAGCUGUACCACCACACCACCCAGGACCUGCAGCUCUGCCGAGAGGCUGGCGGCUGGGACGUGGUCAGUGCCGUGGCUGAGUUCUGGUGCAGCCGUGUGGAGUGGAGCCCUGAGGAGGAGAAGUACCACCUGAGGGGAGUCAUGCCUCCCGACGAGUACCACUCCGGGGUCAACAACUCUGUGUACACCAACAUCUUGGUUCAGAACAGCCUGCACUUUGCCGCCGCCCUGGCCCAGGAGCUGGGCCUGCCGGUCCCCAACCAGUGGCUGGAGGUAGCUGACAAAAUCAAGGUGCCCUUUGACCCGGAACAGAACUUCCACCCCGAGUUUGAUGGAUAUGAGCUUGGAGAAGAGGUGAAGCAGGCAGAUGUCGUGCUCCUGGGACACCCUGUCCCCUUCCCCCUGAGCCCUGAUGUCCGCAGGAAAAACCUAGAGAUUUACGAGGCUGUGACAUCUCCCCGGGGCCCUGCCAUGACUUGGAGCAUGUUCGCUGUGGGCUGGAUGGAGCUGAAGGACCCAGCGAGAGCGCGGAGCCUCCUGGACAGGAGCUUUGCCAAUGCCACUGAGCCCUUCAAGGUGUGGACGGAGAAUGCGGAUGGGUCAGGGACUGUGAACUUCCUGACGGGCAUGGGGGGCUUCUUGCAGGCUGUGCUCUUCGGGUGCACUGGGUUCAGGAUCACCAAGGCGGGCAUAACCUUUGACCCCAUGUGCCCAGCCGGGCUCUCUGGAGUGUGUGUCUCUGGCGUCUGCUACCAGGGGAACAAGCUCAACUUCUCCUUCUCCGAGGACUCUGUGACAGUUGAGGUCACAGCCCGGGCAGGGCCCUCUGCCCCACCACUGGAGGUCGAGCUGUGGCCAUCACAGUCUCGGCUGCCCCCGCCACCGGAACACCAGAUCUCAUUUCCCCACUCAGCUGGCCGGAUACAAAGGUCACCCCUGUAGCCGCCUGGAAGUUCCAGCUCUGGGCAUUUCCUGGGAGAGUUGUUUGAAGACACAAGACGCAGGCCUUGGACCCACUGGGCUCCUCCUCUGCCCCCAGGACACCCUUGGGCAGCCCACCAAGUGCCUUCCCCUAGGCCCCUCCCCCAGAAAGGCAGGGCUGUUGCUUCAGAGGCGUCCAUUGAGCCCUCCCUCUGGCCACCCCUCUGCACCCCCCUCUGACAUCCUGGCCUCCAUGCCUCCCACCCACCCUCCAGCUGUAGCCAGACUCCCAGGAGUCAGGGGAAGUCUGUCUCUUGACCUAAAGACUAAGGCUACCUGCCUCGGCCCCCUGGGCAGGUGGCUUACCUGCGGCUGUCUCUCGCAUCCCCACACCAUGUCUGACUGCCCCGAAGGCUGACACAGGCACCCACCAUCUCUGGGUACCCCCGCUUACCACCUCCCCUGGGACGCCGUCCCGAGCACCUGCAGCUGGGCCUGAGCCUGUGUGCUCACCCCUGGCAACUCGUCAGUGGACUCUUCCGGGUGCUGUGGCACAGGCCACAGGCCUGAUGGGGCCGUGACCAGCAUCCCCCCAUCCUCCAUGGAGAUGGUAAAAGAACUUGACUUGCAGUACAAUUGAGGGCCAGGCCAGCGGGGCCCAGGAACCCACAGGAUGUAAUGAGGCGUUCCCCGGCUCCUCUUGUCUCUAGCCAUUAUUCGGGCUGGACGGCCUCUGGUAUGGAUUGAGGUGUGGUGGGCAGCUUGUCCUCAACCGUAUGUCCUGUGAGAAGUGAAAUGGGAAAACGGGGUGCCACGACCAGAGAACAGAACAGGUAGAGAGACAGACAAGACCCGAAUCUCCCCACUGGUCAGCCGGAGGGCUCAAAGCCAAAUGCGCAUGGCUACAAGCCACAGCCGGGCCUGGACGCCUCCCUGGGCCCACCUUCCUGACCCCUGCCCACAGCCUCAGCUCCUAGGAGAGGUCCUUGGUGGUUCCCCAGCGGUGAGGUGAGACGGUGUCUGCGGCCCCAUCCUGACGACAGCCAUGGCCCCUGCGCAGGGCGGCUGAGGAAUUAAAGUUCAGCGCCAGGAGAGCUUUUCUCCUGUGAGGAGUCGA
Molecule: messenger RNA, 3425 nt
Organism: Tupaia belangeri chinensis (Chinese tree shrew)
Lineage: Eukaryota; Metazoa; Chordata; Mammalia; Scandentia; Tupaiidae
Gene: PGGHG
Product: protein-glucosylgalactosylhydroxylysine glucosidase
Exons: 14
Coding region: 254-2329 (691 amino acids)
Biological process (GO): carbohydrate metabolic process
Cellular component (GO): cytosol
Molecular function (GO): protein-glucosylgalactosylhydroxylysine glucosidase activity
Source: RefSeq, a predicted model, not a curated record